AUGGGGAAGACGAGCGGGACGAGAGAUUGGGCUCAGAUCUACGCCAUUUACGGGAUCGAGCAGAAACACACUCUCAUCUUCCUCUUCCUCAACGCGAUCGCUUUCUCCGUACUCUCCGCCGCGUUUCUCAUCUGCUUCCACCCGAUCUGCGUCUUCCUCGAGUCGUUCCUCUUCUCCAGCUCCGCCGCCGCCAGAUUCUCCGCCGGAUUCUUCGGCGCCGUGACGGCACUCUCCGCCGUCUGUUUGUUCUUCGCGGCGGCGAAUUUUCUGUACUCCGCCGUGCCGCUGAGGUACGAGAUGGCGCAGCGGAUGGUCGGAUCGGUGGGAGAUUGGUCGAGCGUGAAGACGGCGCUUGAUCUCGGCUGCGGCCGAGGGAUUCUCCUGAAUGCGGUGGCGACGCAGCUGAAGAAAACCGGUAGUUCCGGUCGGGUCGUCGGGUUAGACCGGUCCAUGAGCACUACUCUCUCCAUUCUCCGUACUGCACACAUCGAAGGAGUGCAAGAGUACGUGACUUGCCGUGAAGGAGACGUAAGGCGGCUUCCGUUUGGUGACAACUACUUCGACGUGGUGGUUUCCGCCGUGUUCCUCCACACAGUCGGGAAAGAGUACGGUCAGAAGACGGUGGAGGCGGCGGCGGAGAGGAUGAGAGUGCUCGGAGAAGCGGUGAGAGUGCUGAAACCGGGCGGGGUAGGAGUGGUGUGGGACCUUGUGCACGUGCCGGAGUACGUGCGGAGGUUGCAGGAGCUGAGGAUGGAGGAGAUUAGGGUUUCGAAGGGAGUCACUGCGUUUAUGGUCAAGAGCCAUAUGGUCUCGUUUAGGAAGCCUAGUCAGCUUUUUGUGGGACCUGGUGAAGUACGUUUAGACUGGAGAUGUUGA
Microthlaspi erraticum is the source of this 876-nucleotide messenger RNA. The record is from the annotation of a GenBank genome assembly. Lineage: Eukaryota; Viridiplantae; Streptophyta; Magnoliopsida; Brassicales; Brassicaceae.